AUGAGGGCGCUCGAGGCCUCGUUUUUGAAGUUUGCGGUGGGCGUAGCUGCUCUGGGACUUACCCGAGCUGUGCUUGCCGACGGUGGCCAUGAACACGGCCAUGACCAUGGCGGCGAAAGCGGCGGCAUGAAGAUGUCGGAUGCGGACAAGCCACUACCUGAAGACCAAUACCCGCCUACGUACUUUGCGCAUCCAGAACAUGGGGCGGCUAUUUACGCCCACAUUUCCCUGAUGGUGGUUGCGUGGGUGUUUGCGCUACCCGUUGCCGUUAUGUUCUCCCUUGCCCGCUCCCGGUACACACUCGCUGCGCAAUUCGCGUUCCUCGCCGCUAACGCCGGAGGCGUGCUGCUGGCUGUCAUCUACAACGCCAACACCCCAGACUUGUACCCCAAUAAUGCCCACCACAAGAUCGGCUGGAUCGCCACUGUGGUUGUCGGCGCCCAAGUAACCAUUGGCCUCCUAGCUCGCGUUGCAGGCGUGAUGAAGCGCAGGAGGGCAACGGGAGGAAAGUCUCGGAACAGCAGUAUCAGCAUGACGGCGGUGCGGGCCGAGGAGCGCCAGGGCUUCAUCUCCAUCCCCGUGUCGGCUGAGGCCAUGGCAGAGCACGAGUCUCGCUAUGUGGCGAGCCCGUACUCGCGGUUCUCGAAUGAUAGUGGCCAGGGCACGGAGCCCAAGACCGAGUCGCUGCGUAGCAACUCGCUGUCGUCUGGCAGCGGCAGUGACUCUCCGUCGAGCCCCACGCGUCAUCAGUACCCUCGCCAUCCUGAGCAUGAUGAGGACGAUGAGCUUGAUGCCGAGGUUCAUGGUGAUCUUGAGGCCCACCUGCCUCUGUUCUCCAAGUCCACCAAGACCCAUUCGCUUGUGGCUAAGGCUACGGGGAUGGUGCCGGAGCGGUUCUGGAAGGUGCUGAUUUUUGGGUACGACUUUGUCGACCGGACGGUUUUGAUACUUGGCUUCAUUGCGCUCUGCACUGGUAUCAUUACCUUCUCCCGCUUUUUCGAGGGCCAUGAAAUUUUCAGCGGUCUGGCGCAUUGGAUCAAGGGUGGCGUAUUUUUCUGGCUGGGUAUUCUCACCCUUGGCCGCUGGGCCGGUAGUUUUGGGGAUCUGGGAUGGGCAUGGAACAUCCGUCCCGCACGACCGGGUCAAAAGUGGCGCCCCUCGGCCGAAUUUGUCGAGAGCGGCCUCAUCUUCUUCUACGGCUCGACCAACAUUUUCCUUGAGCACCUUGGCGGCUGGGGCGGUGCAUGGAGCGCACAAGACCUUGAGCAUAUGUCCAUCACCGUCCUAUUCAUUGGCGGUGGCUUGUGUGGCAUGCUCAUUGAAUCCACCAAAAUCCGCGCCCUCCUUAACUACACCGUUACUGAAGCCAUCCCCGCUCACCGGACCCCCCCUUCCCCGCCUAACCACCACCACUCCGAUGACCUAGAAACCGGCCAACCCCGGCGUUCCACCACCACCUCUGAACUCGCCGUUCCAGAAUCCUAUGCCUUCUCCACAAACCCCAUCCCCGCCCUCGUCAUUCUGCUCUUGGGCAUCAUGAUGAGCUCGCACACCCAGGAGAGCAUGGUCUCGUCGAUGGUGCACAAGCAAUGGGGCACGCUGCUGACCGGUGCUUCGUACGCGCGCGCGCUGACCUACAUUGUCUUGUGGCUGCGCCCCCCAAAGUCGGUGUUCCCUUCGCGCCCGCCUACGGAGCUGUUGACGGCUUUUGGGUUGAUUGCGGGUGGUGUUAUUUUUAUGGCUAGUGCUGGUGACGUGAUCAAUGGCAUGAUUCACUACGAGCUUGACGCGAUGUUCAUGUACACCGUUACUAUGGGCCUGGUGGCGCUGUUAAUGGCCUGGGUGUUGGUUAUGCUUGCCCUUAAAGGGUGGGCUGCUCGACGGGAGACCGCUGCGAGGGCUUGA
Messenger RNA from Dichotomopilus funicola, 1905 nucleotides. RefSeq lists its product as uncharacterized. NCBI's taxonomy places the organism in Eukaryota, Fungi, Ascomycota, Sordariomycetes, Sordariales, Chaetomiaceae. The transcript has 6 exons. The coding region runs from base 1 to 1905 and encodes 634 amino acids. The record is from RefSeq and is a predicted model, not a curated record.